AUGGGCUAUAAAGACAAGGCCCAUCAGGGGGAUGUUGGGUUUUAUGGGUUUAAAAAGAUGUCCAUCAAGGAAGUUGGUCCUUCAAAAGUGGGCCUUUUUGUCUCUAAAAGGCCUGAUUAUUUUAAGAAAAUAAUAGCCGAAACCCAGUACUUAAAUGUUUUGGUUCCUAAGCCUAACUCAACACAUAGGGCUGUUCUCUCUAUUUCUCAAGAAGUUGAGAUCGACGACAAGUUUGAAGGCAAUGACGAAGAAGAAAGCGGGGAAGUGGAGGAAGGUUUUUUUGAUGUGAACGACAUAGGAUUGUACUUAGAAGGCAAUGAUGUUUCUACCAAUUGUGGUGAUGGAGCAUCUGAUUGCUGCGAUGUGGGAAAGGAUACAAAAUUCAUUACGGAUGAGGCAAUCUAUGUUAUCGGCGAUUUGUUUGAUGCAAACAUUGAAAGGAGUAUUAAUCUUGUUGAUGAAGUUGACAAUAAAUGUGGAUUAAGUGGUGAUGAGGAUUUUCCUGUUAUAUUUGGUAAUCCCUCCAUCUGUUUAGGGAAGGAAAACCAUUUUCUGUCUACUGAUCUUGGGCCUACGAGGGAGGAUGGGUUAUCUCUUGAAAAGUGUUUGGCCUUCAGAUUUAGGGAAUGUCCAGUGUUAAUUCUAAAGGUUGAAUCGAAAUUGGUUUCCAGUGAGUUUCCCUUGUGUUUUAAUAUCGAAAAGGCCAUGACUAAUUUUGUUCCAGGGGAAGGACCAAAGGAGGAAGAACAACAACCCAGUUAUUUGAAAAGGGGAGUUAAUGAUCGGGGAAGGGUUGCAAAUGAUGUUGAAACAGAACAAAUUGUUCUUGAUGAAGAGGCUGGGUCAUGCAAGGGGAAAAUGAGUUCCGUAGUACAAAUGAGGGGUUCAAUCCCACUUUUCUGGUCACAAGAAGCUUCGAGAUUCAGUCCUAAACCUGAUAUAAUCUUGCAAAGAUAUGAUCCUACUUAUGAGGCAACUAAACUGCAUUUUGAAGACCUGGCGAAGAGAUAUGGCGAUCCAAUAAUUGUGCUUAAUCUCAUAAAGACCUUCGAGAAAAGGCCACGAGAAAUGAUGCUAAGGCGAGAGUUUGCUAAUGCAGUCGGGUAUCUAAACCAGAUUCUCUCAGAAGAAAAUCAUCUCAAAUUUAUUCAUUGGGACUUUCACAAGUUUGCAAAGAGCAAGUCUGCCAAUGUUUUGGCAGUUUUAGGUGGUGUGGCAAGCGAGGCACUUGAUUUGACAGGUUUUUAUUAUAGUGGAAAGCCAAAUGUUGUUAAAAGACGAGCUGCCCAACUUAGUCGAACGAGCACUGGCAGGGAUGCUUCUCUUAGAGAUCUGAGAGCUAAUUCCGGGGAUCUCUCGAGGAUUGGAAGUAGUAAUGAUACUUUACAUUCCUUAACAAAACAAGAGAGAAAGUCCGAUCGCAAUCAACUGGUUAGGAAAGAUAAUGCAGCACCGCGGUUUCAAAGUGGAGUUCUGCGGACUAAUUGCAUUGACUGCUUGGAUCGUACAAAUGUUGCUCAAUAUGCUUAUGGACUGGCAGCUUUAGGUCGCCAACUCCAUGCAAUGGGUUUGACAGAUAAGCCCAAAUUAGAUGCUGAGAGUAGCAUUGCUGCAGCUCUGAUGGAGAUGUACCAGAGUAUGGGUGAUGCUCUUGCCCAGCAGUAUGGUGGCUCUGCAGCUCACAAUACUGUGUUCCCAGAGAGGCAGGGAAAGUGGAAAGCUACAACCCAGUCUAGGGAAUUUUUGAAGUCUAUCAAGCGAUACUACAGCAAUGCUUAUACUGAUGGAGAAAAACAAGAUGCAAUAAAUUUAUUUUUGGGUUACUUCCAACCAGAGGAUGGAAAACCUGCACUAUGGGAGUUGGAUUCUGAUUAUUACCUUCACGUAUCUGGAAUCGGAGAUGACCUCAUCCCAGAGAAGAGUGGCCUGGUUGAUAUUAGGCCUGUAGGAGGUGGAACUACCCUUGCCCCUAUUCCUGCAUGCCGAGAGGAUUUCUUGCGGAUGAAGUUCACACCACUUGAUAAAUUAAUAGAGAGAACAUGCAGUUCAAUAAGGAAUGUAAGGCUUUACAGUGAACUCGAUCAAAAAACCGGCAAUUCUGGAGUUGCACCUGAUGCAGCGUAA
Messenger RNA from Ilex paraguariensis (yerba mate), 2124 nucleotides. Lineage: Eukaryota; Viridiplantae; Streptophyta; Magnoliopsida; Aquifoliales; Aquifoliaceae. The record is from the annotation of a GenBank genome assembly.